UUUUUUCUUGAUUCUUCUGUUGCUGCUGUUCUUUUAAUCCUUCUGAGCUGCCAUUGAGUCGUUCUGUUGAUGUUGUUUUGUUUCCAGCGCGAGAAAUUAUGGAGAAUGGUGUUACAUGUAACACUAGUCAUUGUUUUUCUUUCCUGAUUAUAGAAUGUGCAAGUGAUUGCAUAACACGGAGGAUUCCCACAUUGACCAGUUAUUGGUCUUUCGUGGUUAAUGCGGACUUUGUUUGAGAAGACACUAUCAUAUUAUAUCGUCCGUUUUAGUAGGGGCUGAUGAGCUCGUAUAGUUUCUCAAAACAUUACAGCAGAAGAAGUAAAAAGCAGACACUGAGCAACUCUAAUGAUGAAAGUGCAGCUCGGACUAGGCCUCUCAGCUUUGAAGAUAUUAUGCUUAGAAGGAAGAAUAAAGGGUCAGCUGAUACUGUUGAGGUCGGUGUCACAGGUAGCCAUUCAAGGAGGGAAAGCAUAGAUAAGCUCAGCACCGAUAAUUGUGCAUCUGAAAGGCAUUUUCGUCACGGUAAAGGUGCUUCUCUUGAUGUGCAAAAUCUUUCAUUGGAGGAAUCGGGCAAGGAUAGUUCAAGACGGAAAAAAGAGGAGACAUUGUUGAAGGACAAUAUGGAGGUUAGAAGUGAUCGAAAUAAUUAUGAUUCUGAAUUGACACUGAUGGGUAAGCUGAAAUACGAUGCAAAUGGAAAUGAUAAAAAACAGAAGUAUGGCCAGGAAAAUGUUGGUCGGGGAAAAAAGAACCAGAGUUCAAGGGUUGAUAUUGAAAAGGAAACUGGAAAGAGGCAUUCAAGAGAUAGCAAGGCUAAACGUGAAGAUCUCGGUAGGGGGAACUUUGAAAGAGGUGGUAAGAGAAAAGAUCAAAAUGGUGACGAUGAAGGGAAUAGAGACAAGUAUGCUGCAAAGAGACAUGAUCAUGGUAAACACCAUGACCCAGAAAAUAGAGAAAGAAAGGAAGCUAAAGCAUCGUUGACUUCAAAUUAUGAAGAUUCAAGAUUGCAAAGAAGACGGAAAAGAAGCCAAGAUCGUGAAAGUAAACAUAGAAGAUCUGUGUCACUUUCUCCAAGGCCACACAAGCACUCGUCUAAGUUAGUGAGGCAGAAGGAGUUGCCAUUAGAUUCUCAUGUAAAGAAGUCUGGAAGAUGGCGUUCUGAUAGUGAUAGAACAGGGGAUUUGACCAACAGUUCCAAUAGCCAAUACAGGCGACAUUUUGGGUCAACUAGUGGGCUGGGUGGCUAUUCACCUAGAAAGAGAAGAACUGAGUCUGCUAUCAAGACUCCUUCACCGGUUCAAUCACCAGAGAAGAAAGAUGAAGGGUUGGAUGUUCCUCCAACAGAAAAAAUUGGAUUAUUUUCUAGUUCAAUUAAUUCCAACUUUCAGCCGUCAAAUGCUACAGUUUCCUCGGGCAUUAUUAAUGUUCAAUCUGGUGGUGCAAUCUUUUCUUCAGUUAUAGGGAAAUCUUUAACAGGGGUCUCUUCAAAUAAUAUAGAAAUGAAGACAAAUGUUUCUCUUGAUUUGAUUCAGCUGACCCAAGCUACCCGGCCAAUGAGGAGGCUUUAUAUUGAAAACUUACCACAUUCUGCAUCUGAGAAAGCAAUCAUUGAUUGCCUGAAUGGUUUUCUUACAUCUUCAGGCGUUAAUCACAUCAAAGGAACACUGCCAUGUAUUAGUUGUAUUAUACACAAAGACAGGGGGCAAGCUCUUGUCGAAUUUCUAACUCCUGAAGAUGCUUCAGCAGCUCUUUCGUUUGACGGAAGUGACUUCUCUGGCUCCAUUCUAAAGAUUCGGCGCCCAAAAGAUUAUGUUGAGAUUGUUACUGGUGGCCUGGACAAGUCAGUGGCCGUGGUAAAUAAAAUCAUUGAUACUGUCGAGGACUCACCAAAUAAGAUUUUCAUUGCUGGGAUCUCAAAUAGAAUAUCAUCUGAAAUGCUUAGAGAUAUUGUUACUGCAUUUGGACCUUUGAAGGCCUUUCACUUUGAGAUGAACGAUGAUCUUAAUGAACGUUGUGCCUUUUUGGAGUAUGUCGACCAAUCAAUUGUCUCCAAAGCUUGUGCUGGUCUAAAUGGUAUGAAGAUUGGAGGGGAAGUACUAAAAGUGUUUCCAGCUGUUCCAUUUACAUCAUUGGAACGUAAUGAAUGUCAACCAUGGUAUGGGAUCCCAGAGCAUGUGAAACCUCUUCUUCAACAGCCAACAGUAGUGUUAAAAGUUAAUAAUGUGUUUAAUGCAGAUGUCCUCCCAGUACUCUCUGAGGCAGAUAUUGAUGAAGUUCUUGAAGAUAUUCGGGUUGAAUGUGCUAGGUUUGGGACAGUUAAAUCCAUGAACUUUGUAAAGCCAUGUAAUGGCUGUUUCAGUGCUGAAGAAGAUUACAAGAACAUUAGUGAUAUCACUGAUGUGGAGAUCAAGCAUGAGAUUCAGGAAAACUGCACAAUGGCGAUUUCAAGAAAUGGUAAUGAUGUCGAAGAUAAUAACGUUAACCUUGACAAUUGCCCCAAUGAUACCAAUCAGAGGCAGGGUAAUUGCCCUGGCAAUGGUAGACAUCAAGACGAAGUUGAGGUCAAAUUGUGUCGAAUGGGUCAAGAUGAUGCUACACGUUUUGAAAUUGUAGCUUGUGAGAAUGCUUCGGAAAGAAUCCCUCGCGGACUCUCUGAACAGCAGAGCAGCCCAGGAAAUCAACAUCAGGAUGCAAAAGUAGCUGAAACAAUCGAAACCAAUGAAAUUAGCCCGGAUAAGAAAUCAGUGUGUAUAGAUGAUUCAGCUAUGGUGAGAACAGAUUUCGACACGUCUGAGAAGAGCGAGAAGGACGAUCCUAGAAAUAAUCUGGCAAGUUUAUUUGUGUUGGGGAGCGUUUUUGUCGAGUUUGGUAGAACGGAAGCCUCGUGUAUGGCAGCACACUCUUUACAUGGAAGGAUUUAUGAUGGACAAGAGAUUAGCAUUGAGUACAUUCCCCAUGAUCUCUAUCGAAAGAGGUUUCCUAAAUGAUAAGUUAAAUACUGAAUGUGGUGAUUUAUCUAGUCGAUGAGGUCCUUCGCCAUGAAAGGUCCACUUAUUGGCAGAAUUCAUUACUGAAGAAGGCAUUUGUUGAUGGCUCAUUUUAGGUCAGCCUCAAUCAACUUUUUUUAUCAUUUAGCUCGACAAGUCAUUUCUCGAGCACCGCAUCGAUGAUAUACUGAAAUGAAAGCCUAGGAGAGUAUAACACUCCCCAUAGCUUGGAGGAAGCCUUAUAACUAAGCCCUUGUACAUUUCUGAUAGAUUUUCUCUAUAUGCUUAACAGGUGCAAGGAACUAGGUUAUGGUCGUGAAAGAUUUACGGGUUCUUUUACUGCCGAGCUCUCGACAUUCUCUCGAGUCUGACCUUUGUUGUUGACGAUCUCUCCUUCGUUGUUGAAUUAGGUACUUUAUUACAAGAGAUCAUGAUCCUUCAUCUCUGUUUUGUUUACCUUAUAUAGUAAUACAGUACGUAAUGGAGUGGGCCACCCCAUAAAGUUCAUAAAUGAUAAGACAUUUUUAGUAGUAAUCUUCUUUUUUUGCAUGUUUUUAAGCUAGAUUUAUAAGUUUGGUGCAAGGUUCUUAUAC
Messenger RNA from Cucurbita moschata (crookneck pumpkin), 3580 nucleotides. Its product is annotated as splicing factor U2af large subunit B-like. Bases 279 to 2987 code for a protein of 902 amino acids. Lineage: Eukaryota; Viridiplantae; Streptophyta; Magnoliopsida; Cucurbitales; Cucurbitaceae. The record is from RefSeq and is a predicted model, not a curated record. Gene Ontology annotation, molecular function: poly-pyrimidine tract binding; pre-mRNA 3'-splice site binding. Gene Ontology annotation, cellular component: U2AF complex; U2-type prespliceosome; commitment complex. The transcript is spliced from 10 exons.